UUACUGUAUUUUUUUCAUUUCUACAGAUCUAUCAUCACUUUGAAUUACCCGACAAUCAAUCUGAAAGCAUCUUUGUUGUCGUGAGACCUGUAAGAAUACAGCACAAAAAACAAACAACAAGAAAAGCAUGCUGCUCUUUAUAACGCUUCAAAGAUCUUGUCGCAAAAACAGUUAUAAAAGUUGCCAUGUAGUUUAACGUCGAACAUUUAUCCGCGUAAAAAUUGUUAUUAAUUUAAAAUUUGACCUUGGUAAUUAUUCUCUCAAUGAACAUCAAUAUAGCAGUCAUAGGUUUAUUUUUGUGCCUUGGUGUUAUACAAGUCGAAAGUUUUUUCUUUUCGACGUUCGGUGGAAUGAAUCUUAUAGUAGCUCCAAUAAUUACACCCAUAAAUAUUUCAUUUCCGCUAGAUGGAGCUGUGGCACUAGGCGCAUUCCGAGUUGCAAUCAAAGCUAUACUGGCCAAUAUUUUUCCCAAAAUCGUGGCUCCUGUAUUUGGCCGAAAGAAGAGAGAAAUUCAGAGCACUUGGCCUCGAAGUACUAAAUUUACAGGCGUUUUAUUUCCUACGCAGGAAGAGAAAGAGCGUUUCCUGAAGCUUAUCUGUGGUUUCGUCUUUCCAAAACAUAAAGAAGAAACGGAAGAAAAUGAAAAUAUUUUUCUUAUAUUAUUAGGGUCAAGUGAUAAACCAUCGAAUGCUACAGAUUUAUCAGGUUUUUUAUCUGUUAAAUUGGCAGUUGUAGGCUACAAUACAAACGUGACAUCAGCGUGCAAAGAAAGAUUCCGUGACUGUGUACACAACAAGGAAAAACGAAAUGAAGGAAAAGGAAUGCUGUACAACUUCGAUCCAAAUACUGAAAAGCAGUCGUUUUUUAUUCCAUCAUUUAUUGUAAAGUUAAAAAACAUGUUACAGUUGUGGCGCUUACAAACACAUAAAUAGCUUUUGUUCUAUACAGAAGUAAAUGGAGUACUAUAUUGUAUUUGUUUAACAUGAUACACAUACCUGGAGUGAUUUCACAAUAUAGUAACUAUGCAGUAUAUAAAAAAUUUUAAAGCAGUAAAUCUGUUAAAUUUCAAUUCGGUGUUAUCAGACUUGUAAAGAAUUUGUUGUAAAUCAUCUCACUGCGAAGAAAAUACAAAAUAUAAAAAUUUGAGAAAACCAAUAGGAAUCUAUAUCUAAUUAUUGCAACACGUACAAACCCAUUUUCUGUUUCUCAUAUUUGACAUGAUGUGAUCUACCCAUGGCAUUACCACUGGUUAAAAGUAGGUAGAUAAAUAGAGAAAGAAGGUUAGAUAAUAAGUUAAGGUUAAAUUGAAAACUUUCAUGUGAUGGAAGUAGUCAUAUUUUUAAGGCUUGAGUUCUAUAUUUAUUAUAUAAAAACAACUAUAGCCUUUAACAACAAAAAUCACCAUAUAGAGGUAUCAGUGGCCAAACAACUGACAAAUUUAAGAUACUCAACCAUUUGAUUUUACUUAUAAAAUUUAAGCUAAACCUCUAAAUAUUGAAAAUUAUUUGAAAGCUUAUUCUAGAAAAAUUAACUUGUUAAUUGAAGAAAUAUAAGCUUCAGAGCUGAGCCAUAUCAUAACAUAAUGUUUAGGGACAACAAGGGUCCUAUUUAUGCAUCUAGCCUGUUCCAUCUUCUAAACUAAACUAAAACUAUUAAAUAAUAAAAAAAAUUCUCAAAGCCAACCCUAAUCAUUCAUACAGUUAUCAAGCUCUCUCUUAAACUUACUUAAAUUUACUGCCUCUACAACAUCAAAAGGCAACCUGUUCAAAAGGCCAACCACCUAUUAGAAAAAUAAAACUUUUUUAGCUGAAUAUGACUCCUUUCCUGCUAAAAUGUAUGUUUGUGUCCCCUAGUCCUACCAUUCUCACCAUUAAGUAUGAAAAAAGAUGAUGCAUCAAUACUAUCAAUUCUCUUAACAAUCUUA
Molecule: messenger RNA, 1924 nt
Organism: Limulus polyphemus (Atlantic horseshoe crab)
Lineage: Eukaryota; Metazoa; Arthropoda; Merostomata; Xiphosura; Limulidae
Exons: 3
Coding region: 264-932 (222 amino acids)
Source: RefSeq, a predicted model, not a curated record